Molecule: messenger RNA, 6623 nt
Organism: Dreissena polymorpha
Lineage: Eukaryota; Metazoa; Mollusca; Bivalvia; Myida; Dreissenidae
Product: neuropeptide FF receptor 1-like
Exons: 1
Coding region: 1077-2003 (308 amino acids)
Biological process (GO): neuropeptide signaling pathway
Cellular component (GO): membrane
Molecular function (GO): neuropeptide receptor activity
Source: RefSeq, a predicted model, not a curated record
UAAUCAAUUCAAUAUUUUGAUAAAAUAGCAAACAAAUUAAAUGCAAUCUUGUUAUGUAAUACUAUUUCGUAAACAAUGUCGGUUGUUAUAAUCUUACGAGUAUUUAAGUAAUAUUCAAAAACAUUUGCAACAAUCAUUUCAAACUUGAAAGGAAAUUAACGAUCGAUGAGUGUGAAUCUUUGGAUGCGCCUGAUGGGUGACAGAUUAGUUCGAGUAUGGCGGAAGUAUAUUUACAAACUCCGGAAACGAAUAAUCAGAUAAGUUUUUCCUUAAGCUAUAGCUAAGUUGGAGAGGCAUUUUAAUGGGAUAUGGUACUUAAAGCGAGAGAUAUUUUGCGAAUUUGUUAACUGUGUUUCUAUCUACUAGUAUCGCCUGUAACGAGUAAUCAAAUACGAAUUAGAUAUUUAUUAUAAUUAAAUAGGGUUGUAUGUCAAAACACAGCUACUGAAAUAGUGUGACAUAUCAUUAUUGAGAAAUAACUUCCGGAGAAUUAUUGCGAUGGAGUUUCUAUUAAGUGAAGUGACGAUUAACACCUGAAUACGGGCGCAGACCCCAGUAUGAACUGGUUUGUCGGUAAACUAUGAGGAAAAAAUGACUCGCGUUUUAAUUGUUCUUGCGGUGAAUAUCUAAGAUUGCUUAUAAGUGAGAUUUGCUUCGAAUGAUCAAAGUUAUCAUAUACGAAUAAGAAAUGUAUUAUAAUUGAAAAGGUUUGUCUGAAAAGCGAAACACAAUUUUUAAAAAUGGGUGAGCGACCAUGAGGAAUGUAUCUCGGAAAAUAAAGUCUAUGCAGUUACUGUUGAGUGAAGUGACGGUUAUCACAUGUAUAAAGACACACACCGCAUGACUAACUGAUUUACAUGUAAACUUAGAUUAAAAAAAACAAAUAUUUUUCUGGUAUCUUUUCUUGUGAAUUUUUGUGAUAACUUUUAGGGGACAUUUAUCUCCGUUGUUCAAAACUGUUAAAUAGUAAAAAAUGUACGGCAAAGUUGGAUCAAUAUAUUCCUACGAAGCGAACAAAACGUUGGAAGAACUGAACGACGACCUAUUCCGGUUACACUAUCCCUACCCUGGUGUUCAUGAUUCUGGGAAUGGUGGUCGGCAUCAUCGGGAACGGAUUGGUGAUCAUCGUUUACAAGACGCGUUUCCGGCGUUCAAACCACCGCUACUUCAUUCUAUUUGUGGCGGUCGCCGAUUUCCUUGCAUGCGCAAUAGGCAUGCCCUUUCUAAUCGCCAGUCUGAGGUUGCCAUAUUUGAUGUCGUCAUCUGCUGCGUGCAAAAUCGUGCGAUGCUUCCAUUAUUUCGUUAACAACAGCUCUGGACUGUUGCUCGUUGUGAUUGCAAUUGAGCGUUUUCGCAAAAUUGUGCAUCCGUUUAAAAAACAGCUGUCCGUCAGACAAACUCUAUUUUUGUGCUACGCGGUGUUCUUCAUCAGCAUUGCCAUGGCCGUUCCAGCGCCAAUUGUUUACAAAGCCGUUGUCGUGGAAACCGGCGUAGCAAACAUCACGGGUCUUCAGUGCUACGUCGACGACCGUUACCACAACUGGUUCGAGAUCUACCAAGCAAUACUGAUGGUAGAAGCAUUGCUUUCGAUUGCCAUCAUAGCGGUCCUGUACUCAUUCAUCGUUCGCAAACUAUGCACCAAUGACCAAUUUAUGCAAGCAAUCAAAAGCAUGAACUCUGCGUCGUCGGGUUCGAAUAGAAGCGGGAAUUCAAGGGACGAUUAUUCUCAAGACAACUACGGAGAGACGGAAUCACCGCAGCCAUCCGAGAUAUGCCGUCAAGAGUUCAUUCAAAACAGCGAUGGUAAUGAAAAUGGACUACCAUCUUCCCCCCUCAAAAGUUUGAACCAUUUAACAGGCUCGGCUGAAACGGUCUCUAUAGGUUCCAAACACAGCGGGAGACAAACAUUACUGGAGAAAGUCCGUCGAUAUAGCAAAUGCUUCAAAAGAGCACGGAGAGGUACGGUCAGCAGCCACGCGCAGUACAUCCGAUGUAACCCUUAAUCGAUUAAACCAACCAAAGAAAUCAAACACAAUAACACCAACAAGAUCUAUUGCCAUUGAAAACUUGUUGAAGAAGAAGGCCAUGCCAUCGGAAUCGCAGAAAAACAGGACGUACAAAAAUUCGAGGACGACAGUCAGGGUAACCGUGAUGCUUUUAACGGUGUCAAUCGCAUUUGCGUUGUCUUUCAUCCCACAUCUUGCUUUAAUGAUAGUCACCAGCCAUGACACGAAGUUUCUGGGCUCGUUAAACGAGGCGAAUUAUUUGAUGUACCAGUUCUUUCUGAGAAUAUUCAUCCUAAAUAAUAUCAUCAAUCCAUUUAUUUACUGGCUUUGUGAAACAAAAUUUCGUAAAGAAUCCCGCUGCGUGCUGAAAUCGAUACUUUGCUGCUGCUGCAAAUGAAACUAUGCAAUUGUGUGCUUUUUAUAUUGUGUUGGAAUUUUACUUUAUACUUACUGUGUAUUUAAACAUCCACGAACCGUUUCAACAUUGUGUUUAAUAAUGAUCUGAUAUUCUUGUAUGUUUACAUUUAAAAAGAACGUGGUUUAUCCUGCCCUUUACAAAUGACUGAUGUUGACAUCGAAACGGACAAGUAAAUCUUGAACGUGUUUAGUGCAAAUGUAUGUGUUUUGAACGUUUAAAUUUAUACGAUAUAAUUAUAUUUAAUGUGUAUUCUGAAUACAUCGAUCAUUUAUCAUAAAAGUCUGAUAAACAUAUAUCCUCAUUAUGAAUACUGAAAACAUUUAUGAGACAGAGAAUUUUCAAAUUUACCUACUUGCGAUUAGAAAAAGUUUUUUAACAAAGAUUCGAAGAAAGCAAUAUCCUGCUUCUAUAGUGCUUCUUCAAGUUGUUUGUUCCUCAUUUAUACAAGGAUUUCAAACAGCUUGGCAUAACAGAUAACAUAUGUGUGACAGUGUGUUAAAAACAACCACAAACAGAUAGCUCCCACUUAGAUAAGGGUUAUAGUCAAGUUCAAAAAUGUAUAUUGAACUUUAAUAUCAAAUAGAGCUUGUUCGAGCUAUAUUCUCUUCAUGUAUUAAGGGACUUUAAAAAAUAUUGUUACAAAUAUUAUCCUAUAUCCCACAAAAACAGAUACCUGUCUUCAAGGUCAAGGUCUUAUAUCAAUGUUAAGAUGUCUAUCUUUUAGGACUAUUUAUGUUUCCUUAGGUUCGAAACUUUUUAUGAAUUAAAUAUUUUCGGAAUAAAUCGCCACUCAUAAUUAUUGGUCUAAAAUGUGCCACCAAGGUAUAUGAGAAUGAAGGUAGUAAAUAUAAUUGUAUUGUACAAGUAGCGUUUUAUCCCAUCUCUAAUGUCUCCAUGCAGUGACGAAUAUUAAAACAACCUAGCACCAAUGUAAACCUAAUCUUUGUGGUUACAUAGCAUAAUCCGAUGGUUAUAUUCAUACAAAGGUUAAACUGCCAAGUCAAAGAUCAGAUGAUAGCAUAUGAAUCUCCAAAAUACUACAAGUAGUUAGAAUUUCGUAAUAACUUGACACCGGUGCUAAACUAUAUCAGGUCAGGUAUUGAGCACAAUACCUCGAUAGCUGCAUGUAAGGGCGAAAAAAUACGCUGAAGUCCAAUGUUAAAGUCAACUCGUGUUGAUUAUUUAGCAUCUCAUUCUUAUGGAUGCCGAAAAAGCUUUUUAAACUUUACUUCAGAUUAUUAUAAAUACAAUAAGUUGAACGUUUCCACUGCUAAUAAACUAAUUAAUAAGAUAUUGUUAUCGUCAAAAUUUAAUGUCAAGUGAAAAAAUGCUUAUUUCUUCUUUGAUGCACCUCUGUUUGAAUUGCUAGCUCAUACUACUGUCUUUUAUGCCGUUUAUAUAGCUAAGUAGAACACUUGUAUGCUAAAUCCGAUCUGAAUAUGUCAAUAUAUAAAACAAACUCAUGUUUGCUCAUUCGAUAAAUUAAAGUCAGUGCUGAAAUCAAAGGGGUUGGUUGGUUGGUAAUGGAUAAACAUUGUCAUCUGUAUAAAACCUGUUUUCGUUAGUUCAAACCAAACAAGGGUCAUUGUCGAUUCUUAUAUAUAAUUUGGUUAGAAUUUGCUUUCCAGUAAAUCCUUAUGCUAAUCUAUAUCCAAUUAAAGUGCGGUCAGAUGGGACACAAAAUGAAGUCUUACUUGUUAAAAAUGUACGGUCAAAACUAGGACAAUAAAAGAAGUAUUUAUAUUUGUCUGUAAACGCGUUAGUAUGUUGUUUUUUCUCAUGAGAUGAGACAGAAACUAUGAUGUCAUUAUCCAAAGCAUUUACGAUAUGUAGUACUCAAGGGCAUUGGUCAAAAUCAGAAUGACAUUUAAACAGUAUUAUAGCAAAAUGUCAAUUCUGCAAAUAAACUAAAAUUAAAAGGUCAAUAACUAAAGUACCCAUAAUCCGUUAUGGCCUAAAUGGUAUAAUCAAUCGUAUUGUAUUUAUUUUUGUCAUAGUUUAAAAUGUUAUGGCUAUAGUCAUGUACACUUUGGUCAUGUCUCUUUAACAAUACGCCAAAAUGUUGACUCUAUGGAUGGCAAAUACAUUUCGAGUGCACCAUUUUUACAUGUUAGAUGAUUGACAAAAUAACCAAUACAUAAUGUGAAGAAAUUCUCAGGUAACGAGGUUUUUUUUUCUCCGGAAAAUAAAAUGCAAAACAUGUUUAACAAAUUAUCCAUAGGAUGUGGAAGCAAAGACCCUAGUAGCCGGCGGCCUUACAUUCAAUGUUGCCUUCAAUUUGUAGAAUGUAUAUUGUUCGAAUAAUUCACAUGCUUUAAGAUUGGUAUUUGACGGUUAAGUUUUAUCUCACACCUUAAUACAUGCACAAUGUGGUACAUGCAUAUAUUUAUACAUAUUGUAUUGCAUUACUAUGAUUAAUGUGAGAUAUUUAAAACACAACUAAACUUAUAAUGUAUUAUUGAGCCUCGACCUGUGAAAAGGGAGUUUAAUGCAUGUGCGUAAAGUGUCGUCCCAGGUCAUCCUGUGCAGUCCGCACAGGCUAAUUAGAGAAGACACUUUCAGCUUUUAUGAUAUAUAUAGUUAAACGAAAGUCUUUUCAUAGCAAAAAUCCAGUUUAGGCGGAAAGUAUCGUACUUGAUGAGUCUGUGCGGACUGCACAGGCUAAUCUGGGACCACACUCUAUGCACAUGAAUUAAGCUCCCUUUUCACAGAGCACGGCCCAUUAUGUAUAUAAAUUAACAGUUUCACCAAGAUUGGUAUCCUUGUUAAGUUAUUGCUAAUUGAUAAUUUAUCAAAUUUCCGUGCACAUUUUCGUACAGAAUAUCAGAACAUAUAAGUAUUUAAAAAAAAUCUAGCUCGAUUCCUCAUAUGUACGGAAUGAACUUUAUAGAGAUCUAUUCUUACCGAAAUGACACCGAUAAAAAACCCAGCCCAUAUGUCGGUUUCGAUCAAAUGAAGUCAUAGAGGAUCUUUGAUUUUAUCAAUGAAGCCGACGGACGUUAAAAGCCAAUUCGAUUUUUAUCAAUGAAACUUGUGUCAAUCGCUAAUUGUUGACAACAUGUAGAUGAAUGUGUUGGAGUUGGUGUUGGUAGUAGUGUUUGAUAUAAGAAUAAUGUCAUGUGCCGGAUUUAACAGAAUUCUGCAUUUUAAGGGACCUUUUCACAGAUUUUGGCAGAUAUUGAAGUUUAUCAUAAAAUGCUUUAUAUUGAUAAAUGUAAACAUUGGAUCUAGAAAGCUCCAGUAAAAAACACAAAUAAAAUUAAAGAAAGAAAAAAGUAACCCUCAUUUGGGCUCGAACCACUAACCCUUGGAGUAAAAGUAUCAUACUUAGAUCAAUCGGCCAUCCGUGCUCAUACAAUGAAUGAUGUAUUUUAUACUUUAUCUAAGCAAUCCUCGUUGUGUCACAAAAUAUAACGCAAACAACAUGAAUCUUCAUAUUAUUCAAUCGUUUUGGGUUGCAACGCUUUACAAUUUUCAGGUUUUUAAAUCGUCAAAAGAUGCAUACAUCUUGCAUGAGAAAACAGUAAUACUGAACAUUUACCAUGCUCUGAAAUAUCUAUUAUAUGUACUGAACCAUUAUUCAGAUAUUAUUAAUAAAAUGGUGUGUUUGUCAUUUCCGACCUAGAAUGAAAACUGUUUUAACACUUAAGACUUUUAUUGUAAAAAUGACUUAACAUUACCUUUUAAAAUUGAUAAUUAAUGUUUUAUCCCUGUGUUUGUGUGUCACCACUGACCAUUUUAUAGAUCGUCUGACCAUAGACGAUAUAUGACUUUGUAAGAAAUAGUGCUUUUUUCGCGUUCAGUAUUUUAUGGUUAAUUUCUUAUGGACAAUUUUAAGGUGAGGUCAGUGGGGGCAAUCAACAUUUAAUUUUGUAAUAUAGUCUUAAACUGUACUGUGCCUUAUGUGACUUAGUCUCAUAACUCAAAGCUGUUUUAACUGAUGUUUUAACUUACGUCCAGAUUUAAGUAGAGACUAUAUAAUUUUAUGGUAUUUGGAAGAGAGGUAACUCCGUAGUUCAUGUUACAUUUUUUCUGUAAUUUAAAUUCGUAUGUUAGCUCUCUUUCAUUUCAAUAAUGCCCUAGUCUCCUAUAACUCGAUACUUUCGAGUGGCAGCAUUUUAUAAUAAUGCUGAUGUUUUAUUGUAUGUUGUGAUUAUACAUACAUGUAUGCUGAGACUUUAAUAAACUAAUAAACCUAA